Messenger RNA from Dreissena polymorpha, 2835 nucleotides. RefSeq names its product carnosine synthase 1-like. Bases 1 to 2835 code for a protein of 944 amino acids. The record is from RefSeq and is a predicted model, not a curated record. NCBI's taxonomy places the organism in Eukaryota, Metazoa, Mollusca, Bivalvia, Myida, Dreissenidae. Gene Ontology annotation, biological process: carnosine biosynthetic process. The transcript is spliced from 12 exons. Gene Ontology annotation, molecular function: metal ion binding; ATP hydrolysis activity; carnosine synthase activity.
AUGGACUUCGUAGCGAGUGAGAACAUCGUAAACGACACCGACGGCGACCACUUGAAAGACGUAAAGAUUGCGACGAAGGCGAGCACGAAUAUCGGAUGGCAGCAGGACGCAAAUUUGGGACCUGCGUCCACGUGGACUAAUGCGAUUCCCGCUGAGGACGCGGACAUCGCGACACAGUACCACGCGUUGCAAUACCAUCUGUUCGAGCUUGGGUAUCCCGAAACAAUGGAUCGCACCCGCGCCCCUCGGGCCGCCAAGGACGCACCCAGAGAGAAGGCAGUGGUGGCCGUGCUACACCGGACCGGGAAAACCACGUCGAUAUGCCUCGAAGGCGGUCGUCAGGCGCCCGGCACAAUUUACAUGAUCCUAUCGUCGUCGUGGCUCUCAAAGGUCCCCUCUAGUAUCCACCGAGGCCUCUACACCUUAUACGUGCACAAGGCCGUCACGUUUUACGCCGGCGGCGCGACCUACCUUGACGAAUUCGAGCCGCCGAGUUCGUAUGACCUGCGUGACGUCAUCAAUGACCGGCUCUGGUCACGAAGUGUCCUGUAUUCCGUUGGCAUAGCAACGCCCGAGACGCUCGCGUUCUGUUACAGACCGAAACACAGUCUGGUUGCUGUGCCUGCUAAUGCCGUCAUCCACGAGUACGAAAGGAACACCAGUCCGGAUUUUGUGGCGAAAGAAGUCUCAGAAUUCCUGCAAGAGUUGUCCAUCAACAACCGCAAAAAUAUUUUCAUAAGACCGUCCAAACGAACACAGAUGGAAAGCUCGGACGCCUUGGUUUUCAGCAUUGAAGACCGUUCCUGUAUUUUGGAGGCGGUGCUAAAAAUGCUUAACGAGCUCAAAGACUCAAACUCCGUUCUUGUGGAGGCUUACAUCGACCAUCUGAUCGCCGGAAGGACCGAGGACGCGAAGUACCUGUGGGUCGCGCCCAGCGCGGAUUUUGGCCCGACCUGCAGCAUGUUCAACAAACACAUCGAUAUCAGAGGUGCUAACACGGUACCGAUGUCCCUCGAAACCAUGCUGAAAACAUUGAACAUUGUCGACGAAAAGUUUAUCCUGGAAUUCCAGACUGAUCUGCGCGCGCACGCAGAGGCGGCGCUUCAGUCAAUCAUGGACCGCGAGAGUAAGCGGUCAGACGAGGAGAAGUUGGAGCCUGGCGCGCAAACGGACCUCAUUGGUGAAUAUGGUUCCGGCAUCGACUACGUGCUUACGGAGUGUAACGGCAAAGUGACGGCAGUAGCGGUGAAUAUUGACACGCACAAGUACAUCGGUGACGCUGCAGUUCGCGAUAAUUUCACAUCAUUCGGGGACGGACUGGUUGUAGAACAAAACAGAACUUUGCAACCAGCGGAGAAAUUUCUGGAGGCAGCCGGAAACGAUAUCAGCGAUAAAGAUAUGGCAGUCUUGAAAGUUUCUCAUCAGAACAAAUUCGCGUGUGGUGGUUUGGACGGUAUGUCCGUUCGCCCGUUCGUGCGGACGGCGCUGACCAGAUCGCAGUAUUUCCUUAUGUCGGGGAAGACAAUACUGGCGUUAGAUGCGGGCGGAUUAGACAACAGGAGAAUAUGGAGGAUCGCAAAGAAAAGUGGUAUAAAUCUGGUUAUGGUGGAUCCGGACCCAAACCACAGCAACAAGGAACUGGCGCACGUCUUUAUCCACUACGAUGACAAAGGUGACCACGCGAACGACAGACACCACGCGGCCGAGAUUGUCAACCUCCUGAAGCAGCGUGACCUUCAGGUGGACGGCUGCCUUACGUUCUGGGAGGACGCGGUGCCGUUGGUCGCCAUGGUGCGGGAGAUCCUGGGAACGCGAGGCGCCAGCGUGGAGGGAGCCCUGAACGCUAAAAAGAAAAGUCGAACGCAGUCGACAGUGUAUAAGAAGGAUACACCAGUCUCCCACUGGGUGAAGACCUGCCAGUUUUCCUCGCCCAGCUACCUCAUCCGUGAACCCGCCGACAUCGACGUCAUCUGCAACCAGGUGAGCUUCCCACUCAUGCUGAAGCUAGAGCACGGAAACAACGGCAUCGGCGCAACGCAAGUGGAGAGCGCCGAGGAGCUAAAGAAGCAACAUCGCGCCACCAUCGACUGCUUCCGAAAGGAGGCCGACCACCCUAGGUUAGGACUGGGGUUCGGGGCGGAAACGCUCGUCACGGAGUACUACGGGGGCACAGAGCAUGACGUCGACGUGGUCAUCUACGGAAACACGCUCGUAGGGGCGUUCAUUACCGACAACGGACAGACUAACUUCCCCUCUUUCAGAGAAACCGCUGCCACUAUGCCGUCCGUGCUGCCGCCGGACCGCCAGGCACAGCUGAUUGUGGCCGCCUUCAAGUGCUGCGUCGACAUCGGCCUCUCCGACGGCGUCUUCAACGUUGAAUUUAAGAUGACGGCCCGUGGACCAAAACUCAUUGAGAUCAACGGCCGGAUGGGUGGUAUGUACCUUCGCAAGUGGAUCAGGCGCCUGCAUGGCGUCGACCUCGCGAUGUGCGAAUUCAUGAUCUCGUGCGACAUUAAACCGUUCGUGCCAAAGUUCCAGCCGUAUGAGCGCCUCAUGGGAGUAAUGUUACUUCCGUCGAUCCACAGCCAUCUUGUAAACGACAGCCACUUCCGGGAACGUAUUCAGGGCCUUAAAGAUAACGGCGAGGUGUUGCUCCACAUGUCCCAGGAAGACCAGAUCAAGGUAGGGGAAUACGAGAUGCCGUACGGACACUUUGACGUCUCUGGCACCUCCCCCGACGUCUGCCGCGAAAAGUUGUUAGCUCUUUGCAACGAGUUGGGGAUCGACUGCGACACUUACAAGGUCUCAAACUUCGUCCGCUAUUUCCGGUACUAA